AUGUUGCACCCAAAAAUUCUCAACUUAAUAAUUUUAAUUUUCACCCGUUUUCUGUUAACCCAAUCAUCUCCUCUAGUCCCAGCCUUGUAUGUCUUGGGAGACUCUUUGGUGGAUAGUGGCAAUAACAAUAUGUUGCCCACAUUUGCUAGGGCGAAUUACGCCCCUUAUAGUGUCAACUUUCCAGGCAAAAUUCCCUUAGGAAGAUUUAACAAUGGCAGAACUGUAACAGAUUUUAUAGCGGAGUAUUUGGAGUUACCAUAUCCUAGACCAUAUGCAAGCACGACCAGAACAAAUUGGAAUGGGUCAUCAGAUACUAAUUUAGUCAAAGAAAACUCAUCAAAAGGCAGGAAUUACGCCUCUGCAGCAUGUGGCAUUUUACCAGAAACUGGAACCUUCUUAGGAAAAUGCUUUCCCAUGGAUGAACAGAUUGGAAUGUUCAAAAGAUCUAUUGAUUAUGAAUUGGCUCCUGUCUUCAAAAGUCCCGGAGAACUUUUACAACACCUGUCCAAGUCUAUAUUUUUUAUUUGUGCGGGCAACAGCGAUUAUCUUCAAAACUACUUUCAAACACUUUUUCCCUCGAGCAAACUAUACAAUCCACCUAAAUUUGCUCAACUCUUGGUUGAUAAACUAUCUCAGCAGCUGAAGAGGUUGUAUGAGUUAGGUGCUAGGAAGGUAAUAGUAACGGAGAUCGGUCCACUUGGUUGUACUCCAUCCGUCGCAAAAAAUCCAAGUCGUAUGAUUAACCUACAAGGAAACAAUAAUGGAAUGUGUGACGAAGGUGCAAAUAACAUAGUCUCUUCCUUUAACAAUCAGCUACCUUUUAUGAUUGAGAAUUUGACUUCAACACUCCCAGAAUCACUAUUCACCAUUGCUGCAGUUAAUACCUUCAGUUAUGAUGUCAUUAUGGAUCCUUCUAUAUAUGGGUUUAGUGAUAGAAGCAACUCAUGCUGCACGACAUGGUGGAAUGACAUGCUCACAUGUGUUCCGGAACAAUCACCUUGUCCGGACCCCAGCAAAUACAUCUUUUGGGACGGUUAUCAUCCAACAGAAGCUGCAUUUUCUAUGUUGUUCAAUCAAUGGGUCAAAGAUCCUUCUACUUGUUUUCCUCUUAGUUUUAAGCAGAUUGUUGAAUCAUAAAUUACUCUACAAAUUUUUACCCAACCCUACGGUAGGGAGCACU
Molecule: messenger RNA, 1180 nt
Organism: Chenopodium quinoa (quinoa)
Lineage: Eukaryota; Viridiplantae; Streptophyta; Magnoliopsida; Caryophyllales; Amaranthaceae
Product: GDSL esterase/lipase 7-like
Exons: 5
Coding region: 1-1137 (378 amino acids)
Molecular function (GO): hydrolase activity, acting on ester bonds
Source: RefSeq, a predicted model, not a curated record